GCAUUUCCUCGUCAAUCAGUGUCGACCAGUCAGUUCCUCAUCACCACCACCAUGCAAGUGUUUCGUGCUCUCCAAGUGUUAGUGCUUCUCAUCUUCGUCGCCUUCACUCAGGCGAAAACCGAGGAAUCUCCGAAAAACGCCACAGAAGAAGCCUCCAAAUCCCUCGAUCCUACUUUAGUGCAACCCGACGACCAAACCGACGCCAUCCGCAAAAAGAAAUCAGCUACUACCACCCUCUGCGUCGAAAUCAGGCCCAGCGGCCCCUACCAGCGGCCCUUCCAAAUUUGCGAACCCGCCGAGUCCAAACCAUACGCCGCCCCAGCUCCUCAAGGCUACUACCCCGCCCCGGCUUACGAAGAGGUCAAGCCCGCCGCCACCCCCAAGCCCGCUCCCGCCUACGAAGCGCCCGCCAAGGUCUACUCCGCCCCCGCAAAGCCUACCUCAGCCCCGGCCUACGGUUCAUCAAAGCCCUAUGCCGCCCAUUCACCCUCUUCAUACAGCUCAGUCUCCUACCGUUCCGACGAUGGCAUGGCGGAAAUGCCCGAAGAAGAGGAAGAGCAUUCCGAUGAGCUGAUGGACCACGCGAGAUCUGCAGGGCAAGAGUACGGACUACCCAUGACCUACCUCCAACCGGCCUUGAAGCACAAGGCGAAGAAGGGCCACAAUGGGUUGGUUAUCACGUGCCAACCAUCUUUGGCGGGAUAUGCCGCCACGAUUCCUAGUCAUGGUCCCAGCUACGGUGCUGGACCCUACGGUGGUGGAAAUAUGGGAGGUUAUGGUGGUUACAGAUCGUCCAUGUCGAGGUCAUCCUACGGAAGAUACGAACGACCAAGUCCCCCAAGAGGUUACGGAGGAUACGCCCCAGCACCUGCCCCAGUUUACAAGGUACCGCCCCCACCCUCUUACUACAAACCCUCUUACAGUGCCCCCUCAUACUCCGCCCCUGUUUACAAACCAGCCCCCGCCUACAAACCCGCCCCUAGCUACAGUGCUCCUGCUCCAGCAUAUUCCGCCCCACAACCAGCCUAUAAACCAGCCCCUGCUCCCGCCUACCCAGAACCCUCAUAUCAACCAGCCCCCGCCCCUCAACCCUCCUAUCAACCAGCCCCAGCUCCACAACCCUCUUAUCAACCAGCCCCAGCCCCUCAGCCAUCUUACCAACCAGCCCCAGCUCCGCAACCCUCUUAUCAGCCAGCCCCAGCUCCGCAACCCACUUAUCAACCAGCUCCAGCCCCAGCCUACGCCCCUAAACCACACAGCCCGCCCCCAGCUCCAGCCUACGCCCCUCCUCCAACGUACGGGCCAGCCCCCAAGCCACACGGUUAUCCUUCUCCAGUCGGGUACAGGGAAGCCGAAGAAGCGAAGAUGACGCAGUCUUCCCAUGUUCCAAGUCAAGAGGAAAAGGAGAAACACACGGUGGAGGCGAUGACUCAAAUGACUGAAGCGCGAAAUAUGGCUUUGGAAGGUAAAGUGAAGAUGCCUAACCCAGGUUGGAACAUCAACGAGGAGGGUGACAACAAAUCCAAUAUGGCCGAAGAAAUGAGAGCUGCGGAAGACACGAACGAAAACAAAGUUUAAUAUUUUGAAGUGACUCAUUUAUUGUAAUUUUGUAACUUUGUACUUGACCAAUACAAUAUUUAAUAAAAAAAAUAUUUGAAA
Messenger RNA from Tribolium castaneum (red flour beetle), 1659 nucleotides. RefSeq lists its product as uncharacterized. The transcript has a single exon. The record is from RefSeq and is a predicted model, not a curated record. Lineage: Eukaryota; Metazoa; Arthropoda; Insecta; Coleoptera; Tenebrionidae. The coding region runs from base 52 to 1578 and encodes 508 amino acids.